Harmonia axyridis is the source of this 2310-nucleotide messenger RNA. RefSeq names its product solute carrier family 22 member 16-like. Gene Ontology annotation, cellular component: membrane. Lineage: Eukaryota; Metazoa; Arthropoda; Insecta; Coleoptera; Coccinellidae. Bases 455 to 2095 code for a protein of 546 amino acids. Gene Ontology annotation, molecular function: transmembrane transporter activity. The transcript has 13 exons. Gene Ontology annotation, biological process: transmembrane transport. The record is from RefSeq and is a predicted model, not a curated record.
CAGACAUCAACAUCAACAUUUGAGGGUGCCAAAAGGAUGGCAUGGAUCUACGUUGGACUUGGAAGAGCAAGCCUCGAAACAACGGAAGAUACAGUUCUCAAGCAUCUUGAAAAUAAAUUUCCUAAUGAAAGAUUUUCUGUCGAGAAAUUACCGCAGAAAGAAACUGCGAAAAGUCGAGUAUUUAAGGUUGGCACCAAUAUGGAGAUGAUUGAACAGUUAUAUAGGGGCGAAAAUUGGCCGAGGGAUACUACUGUCAGGCGUUUUCGGUUUUUUCGGCCACAAGGGAGAACAGAUUAAUGAAAGUACCAAAACACAAGUUUUGUAUGUUCAUUCAACGCCAUCCGUUCACACAAAUGAGAGGAUAAUAUUCCAAGUAAAAAAAUUGUUGCUUCAUAGAAAAGUAUUUAACAUAAGUAUUAAUUUUGACAUGUCUUAUGUCAGUUAUUUAUGAGAAAUGCUGAAACCCAGAGUUUCACGUGUGGUGUUUUCAACGGGUAUUGCUCCGUCUGAAUCAGAAUACUUUGAUGAAAUAAAUGCAUACAGAAAAAAGACUCUUUGGUUACUUUUGUUAUUUAUAUCGAGAACUAUGAUUGCCGCAGGCGGAGGAGUGCAGAUGACUUAUUACACUAUCAUUAAUGAUAUUGAAGGAAUAUGUUACAUCCCCGAAUUCAACAACACUAAUUGGACUUAUUAUGAAAUUGCUAAAAUAACAACGGAAUAUGGACAAAAUUCCAGUGCGAGACUUAACACAUGCGAAUAUUUCGAUUUGGACUACAAUGAAUUUGCCAAAAUCAGUUUCAACGAAGCACUGAAAUUGAAGGAAGGAAUGAGUUUAAAUAAAGUGAAAACAUGUUUUGGUGGAUACAUUCUCUUGUCUGAUCUUUCAAGCAAAUACCAUACGGUGGAUACUCCAUUCUGCCAUGCCAGAGAGAUUGCUAAAAGGAUGUCGCUGCUGAGUUCUGGUCCAUACGUUGUCAGUUGUAUAUUUUUUGGUUUCCUUGCGGAUUUAUUUGGUCGAAAAAUUAUUGCUACAAUAACAACCAUAUUAUGGAUUUUUUGUGCUUUCUGUUCGGUAAUCGUGCCGAGCAUUUCAAUUGCACAGCUGAUUCUCUUUUCUGCAUCCCGUUUUUUCCAAAUAGCUGCAGAUCUGGUAACUUAUGUGAAUUUGCUGGAAAUUUGUCAUAAGAAGAUUAGAUUUUUAACAGUUUUGACACUGUAUGGAUAUACAAUUGGCUUUCUAAUAUGCACAAGAUUUGCUGAUCAUUUGAAUUUCAGUUGGACUUACCUGCAAUAUAUCUCAUUCAGCUUCGCACUCUUCGCAUUAUUCCACUGUUUCUAUGUACCUGAAUCACCGAGAUGGCUAAUUAAUAAAUCCAAAUACAAAGAAGCUCUGAAAGUGAUGGAAGAAAUAAUAGGUUAUGUUCCAAACGAAAUUCUCUUCGAAGAUGAAGGCUCAGAGACUCCCUUCUCCUGCCAAAUUUUCUGGGACAUGUCAAAAUAUCUGCGAAAGAGAAAAAUCAAAAUUGUAAUCAUUCUUGCCAUAAUUGGUGUCAUUAUUGGAUUCGUUUAUCAAACACAAGUUUGGAGAGUUAUGGAAACAGAUUUUCCGCUGAAAGCGACAAUUGUGGCCGCUUCUGCGGAUCUAUUGAGUCUACCCUAUGCCUUGAUAGUUUAUGCCGCUUUGGGAAAGAAGUAUGGAUUGUUUUGGACAUUCAUCUCUUUGAAUUUUACAUCUUUCGUUACUCUAUGUCUUCAUGACACCAGUUCCAUAGACGUUUAUGCAAAUGCCAUAUUGAUACUCAAUGCUGUAACUGCCCGUAAAUUUCUUUUAUCAUUUUUGCCUGAUUUAUUACCAACGUUCCUUCGCUGUUCAGGUCUGGGUAUUGCCUGCUCAAUGCAAUCAUUAAUGGAAACUAUAACGGUAGCAUUUAUCGAUUGGCAAAUUUCUUCGAUUUCAGGAAGGAGCCAAAAAUUUCAUAUAUAUAAUAUUUUUAAUAUUCUCGUUACCAGGAUUUUUUGUUCUCAAGUUGCCAGAUACAACUCAUGCAGAUUUGCCAACAGUACGAUUAUUCAGAAUGUAAACUGUGUAUACUAAGUGAGAUAGUGAGUAUAAUAGUUAAUCAAAUGUUUGAGCUUUGUUGUAUAUUUUUCAAAUCAAAUAUAUUGUGCUCUGUUAUGAAGAUUGGAAUUAAUGCUUCAUUCACAAGUAUCUAGGUAUAAUAUGUUAUUAAAAAAAAAAAAAAUACAUUUAUUAUUAUUAUUUAUGUUAUAAGUACACAGAAGUUUAUCGAGUCAUGAAGGAAAAAUUUA